UGUCGGGAAAUGGUUUUAAACUGGAGGGCGGUGACGGCUGAGCCGCCGUUUCUCAGCCGCGGGAUUUCAGUUGUGUCCUUCAUCUCUGAAAGGCUCAGUUGGAGUAGUUAAGACGCGCUGUCUUUUGCCCUUUCCCUGGCGGGCAGAAGCUGGCUUUGCAAGAGCGAGGGGCGCGAAGCUUGGCGGCUAGGGGAUUUCAGUAUAGACAUAGUUUUGGAGCCAGACUUGAAGGAUUAUUCGUGAAUCCGGAAUGGGUGACAGAGUCACCAUGGCAUUUUAUUGAGUAUGGAUCCUUAUAUUGCGCCGGGAUCGACUCCUAGACAGAGUGCAACCUCAGGUCUUAAAGAUUGCUUUAUAGGUACCACCCCACUGCAGAAACGAUUGGAAUCAGUCAGGAAGCAGGUUUCAGUUCUCCCAACCCCACCUCGAAGGAAAAUUCCUCAGUGUUCACAAUUGCAGGAAGAUGUUGAUCCUCAGAAAGUUGCAUUCCUUCUGCAUAAACAAUGGACUUUAUAUAGCUUAACUCCCCUGUAUAAGUUCUCCUAUACUAAUCUCAAAGAGUAUUCAAGACUUCUGAGUGCAUUUAUUGCCGCUGAGAAGCAAAAAGGACUUGCCGUGGAAGUGGGAGAAGACUUCAAUAUCAAAGUGAUUUUCUCUACUCUCGUAGGAAUAAAAGGAACACAAAGGGAUCCUGAAGCAUUUCUCGUCCAGAUUCUGUCAAAGUCUCAGUUGCCAUCUCAGAACAGAGAAGGUAAAGUGUUAUGGACUGGCUGGUUCUGCAGUGUAUGUGGAGAUAGUCUUCUGGAGACUGUUUCAGAAGACUUCACCUGUCUACCCUUAUUCCUUGCAAAUGGAACAGAGUCUAAUACAGCCAUAAUUAGAACUUGGUUUCAGAAAACCUUUGACUGUUACUUCAGUCCUUUAGCAAUCAACGCAUUUAAUCUUUCCUGGAUGGCUGCUAUGUGGACUGCAUGCAAAAUGGACCGUUAUAUGGCUACUACUGAGUUCUUUUGGUCUGUACCCUGUAGCCCUCAGAGUCUGGAUAUUUCUUAUGCAAUACAUCCAGAGGAUGCAAAAGCUUUGUGGGACAGUGUCCACAAAACGCCUGGGGAGGUUAUCCAGGAGGAAGUUGACUUAUUUAUGGACUGCCUUUAUUCACAUUUCCAUAGGCAUUUCAAAAUUCAUUUAUCAGCCACAAGACUGGUUCGUGUUUCAACAUCUGUAGCUUCUGCACAUACUGAUGGAAAAAUAAAGAUUCUGUGUCAUAAAUACCUUAUUGGUGUGUUGGCAUAUUUGACAGAACUGGCAAUUUUUCAAAUUGAAUGAGGCCUUGUGUGGACUGUAUGUUGUGGAUUAUAUACCCAUUUUCACUGAUUCUUUGCCUAGUUGCUAUGUUGAGAGGGACCGAAAGAGAAGUGGGAUCUGUCUCUGCAUCUGUCUCUUCAUGAUGCCUUUGAAGUUGCUUGAAUGGAAGCCAGGAAGGAUCUAGAACACUGAAUGUGGUCGUGGGGAGUCACAGCUGUGUGCUCAAGGACUAGUCAUGAUGAUCUGGGGUGCCAUUUUCUAGAAAAUGUUAAUUUUUGUUCAUCUUUUUAAAAAAAUGUUUACUAUGUUAAAUUUUUAGGAUUCAAAUGAGAUGUAUUUAAUAUUGGAUAUUUGUGCUGAGAUCUUUAAAACCUUUAAUGACGUGUAAGUAUUUUAGCCUUGCACUGACAGAACUUUUUGUCUUCUAAAGACAUUUUCCUUGCAUUGUUUUGCUGUAGAGAACUGGCCAUCAAAGUCCCCUGAAAAGGGCAAUAAAGAUGAAUAGAGCUGUGUGUGGUGAAGCAUGACCGCAGUGCCAGCACUCUGGGAGGCUGAGGCAGGAACAUCACAGGUUUGAGCCCAGCAGGGUAACAGACUGUAUCUCAAAAUAAAAAAGAUAAGCCCAGCAUG
Molecule: messenger RNA, 1935 nt
Organism: Heterocephalus glaber (naked mole-rat)
Lineage: Eukaryota; Metazoa; Chordata; Mammalia; Rodentia; Bathyergidae
Gene: Cenpl
Product: centromere protein L
Source: RefSeq, a predicted model, not a curated record